Messenger RNA from Myxocyprinus asiaticus (Chinese sucker), 5583 nucleotides. Its product is annotated as NACHT, LRR and PYD domains-containing protein 12-like. The transcript has 10 exons. Lineage: Eukaryota; Metazoa; Chordata; Actinopteri; Cypriniformes; Catostomidae. Gene Ontology annotation, molecular function: protein binding. The record is from RefSeq and is a predicted model, not a curated record. Bases 135 to 3248 code for a protein of 1037 amino acids.
AGAGAGAUGGGCGGUGUUACGAGUGAAACGUAAGUCAGCAGCUGCUCCGGAUUGAGGAAACAGCAGCAAAAACAGGAAGUGCUGAUUAUCCGAGUCGAGAUUUCUUGAGGAGAGCAGGAAAAAUAAUCACCAGGAUGAGUAAGAAGGCGUCCAAUGUGGCCCCUGGUACAGAUGAAUCUCAUUCAAAGAUGUUUCCUUCCAGACAAGUUACUAAAGUAACUGCACAAAACACACAAACUGAUCAUGCCUCACUAAUGAGUAAAACUCAAAUGUUAUUAGAGGAGCAACAUCACAAUAAUACUGCCUCCAAGAGUUUAACCCAGUCAGUGCGAUCAGCUUCUCCUGUAUCCAGCUGUGUAUCCAUGAAGAGCAAGUUUUCUAUGGGAGAUCCACCAAACCUUCAAGAUGAACACACAAACACUCCACAGAGGUCAGUCCUGAGGAAGAGGGAGGGAUCUCUCUCACCAGUUCCCAGUUGUUUGUCCAUGAAGAGUCACCAGUCUAUGGAUCCCCCAUUGACAUUAAAGAAGAAAGAACUUCCAUCAGAACCGAUGUUAGAACCAACAGAGGCUGAACAUGAAGACACCAGCAGCCCACAUUGCCAGAUGGCUAAUGAGAUGUUGAAAUUAAAUCUGAAGGAGAAAUGUCAGUGUUUGUAUGAAGGAACUGCAAAGCAGGGAAACCCAACCUUCCUGAAUGAGAUCUACACAGAGCUCUACAUCACAGAGAGUGAAAGUGGAGGGAUCAGUAAUGAACACGAGGUGAGACAUAUUGAGACACAAUCCAGGAGUUCGGCAACAGAGGACACGCCCAUCAAAUGCAAUGACAUCUUUAAACCUUUAACUGGACAAGACAAACCCAUCAGAACUGUGCUGACAAAGGGAGUUGCUGGCAUUGGAAAAACAGUCUCUGUGCAGAAGUUCAUUCUGGACUGGGCCGAAGGGAAAGAAAAUCAGGAAGUCCACCUCAUAUUUCCACUUCCUUUCAGAGAGCUCAACUUGAUGAACGACAAAAAACUCAGUCUUUCAAAUCUUCUUCUUUUCUUCUUCCCAGAAACAAAAGAAAUCGAAAUUUCCAGUAACAAAUAUAAAGUCGCAUUUAUCUUUGAUGGUUUGGAUGAGUGUCGUCUGUCUCUGGAUUUUCAGAGCAAUAUGAGGUUGUGUGAUGUAAGUGAAUCUGCCUCUGUGGACAUGCUGCUCACAAACCUCAUGAAGGGGAAUCUGCUUCCCUCUGCUCUCAUCUGGAUCACCUCCAGACCAGCAGCAGCUGAUCUCAUCCCCUCUGAGUGUGUUGAUCGAGUGACAGAGGUACGAGGCUUCAAUGAGCCACAGAAGAAGGAAUACUUCAGGAAGAGAAUUAGUGAUCAGAGUCUGGCCAAUAGAAUCAUCACACACCUGAAGUCAUCAAGGAGCCUCUACAUCAUGUGUCACAUCCCAGUGUUCUGCUGGAUUUCAGCCACUGUUCUAGAGAGAAUGUUGAGUGAAGCAGAGAGUGGAGAGAUCCCCAAGACUCUCACUCAAAUGUACACAAACUUCUUGAUCGUUCAGAUAAACAUCAAACAUGAGAAGGACUAUGACAAGAAAGUGACAGAUGAAGAAAUGAUCCUCAAACUGGGGAAACUGGCUUUUGAACAGCUUGUGAGAGGCAAUCUGAUUUUCUAUGAGGAAGACCUGAGAGAGUGUGGCAUUGAUGUGACAGAUGCAUCAGUGUACUCAGGAUUGUGCACUCAGAUCUUCAGAGAGGAGUUUGGCUUGUAUCAGGGGAAAGUUUUCUGCUUUGUUCAUCUGACCAUACAAGAACAUCUAGCAGCUCUAUAUGUGCACACAUCAUUUAGCCUGGGAGAUACCAACAUACUGUAUCAUUGGAAAACAUCUAACAUUGCUCCCCAAUUCAAAUUUUCAACCAUUUCUGAUCUACACAAAAGUGCUUUAGACAAGAUGUUGCAAAGCAAAAAUGGUCAUUUCGAUCUUUUCCUCCGUUUCCUCUUGGGACUCUCUCUUGAAUCAAACCAGGCUCUUCUGCGCUGUGUUAUUUCCAAGACAUCAACCAUCGCUUCUGAAAGUGUGACGGACACUAUAGACUACAUUAAGAUUCGACUAAGGAUGAAUCUCUCCCCAGAAAAAUAUAUCAACCUGUUCCACUGCCUUAACGAACUCAAUGACUUUUCUUUAGAGGAGGAAAUACAGAGUUUCCAAAAAAGCAGACGGCUUUCGAAAACCAAGCUCACUGCCUCACAGUGGUCAGCUCUGGUCUUUGUCCUGCUGUCAUCUGAGAGCUGUCUGGAUGUGUUUGACCUUAGGAAGUAUAGUGAGAACAAUGCAGAUGAAUGUCUGGAGAGGAUGUUACCUGUUGUCAAGUCUGCAAGAACAGCUGAGGUCAGGCACUGCAACCUCACUUCCAGAGGUUUUCAGGCACUAAAUUCAGCUUUCAGCUCAAAGUCCACUAACCUCAAACAUUUGAAACUGAGUGGGAAUACACUACACGGUUCUGGAAUGCAGAUUCUCUCCCAUGGGUUGCAAAAUUCACACUGUAAACUUGAGACACUAGAAUUAUCUGAGUGUGGUAUAAAUCCCAGAGACUGUACCUUAUUAUCAGAGGCUCUUAAUUCAAAUCCUUCAAAUCUGAGAGAGCUCGACCUGAGCUUCAGUUUUGCUGGAGAUACAGGAGUGACAGCAUUAUCAUCUCUACUGAAGAAUCCGCAGUGUGCGCUGCAGAAAUUAAAACUUUUGAGCUGUAGAAUUGAAGGGCAAAGCUGCAAGCCGCUGGCUGAUGCUUUGAGCAGAAACACUACACUUAUGGAGCUGGACUUGAAUAAAAAUGACCUACAGGAUUCAGGAAUAAAGCUGCUCAGUGCUGGACUGAAGAAUCCUAACUGUAAACUGACAACUCUGAGUCUGGAAGACUGUAAUAUCACAGUAACUGGUUGUAGAUUUCUAUGCUCAGCUUUGAGCACAAAUCCUCAUCUGACUGAACUCCGGCUGAACAUGAACAAGAUACAAGACUCGGGAGCGAAGAUUAUCUCAGAUUUACUGAAAAAUCCUGAAUGUAAACUGGAGAGACUGAGGCUGUCAUACUGUGAUAUCACAGAAAGAGGUGGUGCUGCCAUGGCUUCAGCACUCCAGUUUAAUCCCUCCCACCUCAGAGAGCUGGACCUGUCUGGGAACAAAUUGGGUGAAGCAAAGAAGCGUCUCACUGCCCUGCAAGAACAUUCAAAUUAUAGACUGGAUAAACUCAUGAUAGACAGAUAAAUUCAGUAAAGACUCUAAUUUGAUAUUAUAGUACAAUAUAGCCUGUAUCGGUAAAACAAAUUGCUGUUAAAACUAUAAAGUCAAGGUUUGAUUGGUUAUCAUGAUCCAGUUAACCCAGUGGUUCUCAAAGUGUGGGGCGUGCCCCUCAGAAGAUGCAAAUCUCAUUCACUUUCACACAUUCCAAACAAAUUUGACAAUACAUCCAAUAAUCAAUGCGCACAAUGUGUUUUCCUCCGCCUUUGUAAGGCGAGGACUUGAGUUUAUCCACUGGUUGUUGAUUGGAUUGUGAAAAUAUGGGCGUUGCGUAGCGGAAUGGAGGCAGAUCUGAAUGCGAGUUUGCAGUGGACACACACACCCCUACCACCGUAGUGUUUGAGUCUGAGCUGGUUAUCGGUGAAAUUGAGCAUCGAUCUCAACACAUUUAUGAUCAAACUGACAACAUAAACGCACGAGCACAUCACGGUCUUUGCUUACGAUGAGGCUGUAGCCAUUGUAAAACGAGUGUGUAAAAAAAAAUAACCAUAUUUUAACAUUUUGAAUCACAAUACUCUUAAAUAUAAAGGGAAAAAACUCUUACUUGUGCUGUGCAUCCCAGGAUAACUGCAUUUUAAAAAUAUAAAUAAACUCCAGAGGCAUCUGAAGCAUUGUAUUCAGAAGUGAUCACACCAGCAAUUCAGGCGUGAAAUGUCUCAAACACAACUGUGAAUUCGCCAUUAAUUUGCACUUUGAAAGUUCAGUUUUAGUUUAACUAAAAAAAUAAUUUAUCUUUUUAACCCUUAUGUUCUGUUUGGGGUCUAUAUGACCCCAGACCCACUUAAAAUAGUAAAAAAACAUGCAUCGUUAUUUUUUUGUUAUAUGUAUAUAGAGGGAAUAAAAGAAAAGCUCUUUGAAUAUCAGCAGUUCAAGACAUAUUGGAAUUGGCAAAAUCUAUUACAGAGAGCACACCAGUUAUCUAGCUUUGGAAAUGAUGAAACAAUUAAACAAUAAACAAUCUUUCUAUAUACCAUUUUUAUUAUUAUUAUUAUUAUUAUUAUUAUUAUUAUUUUGUGUAAUCCAAAAGUUAUAUGGUUAUUUUUAGAUUUUAAAAAAAAAAAAAUUCCUGAAACAUGCCCUUGAAAUUUGCAUGAAAUUUACAUUUGGCAGUCCUGUUGUCCAGAUGAUGUGUGUGUAUAUACUGUAAAUUUGCACAUAGUUAGUUUGCCUGGUUAGUGAGUGUAUAGUAAAAAUAAUUUAUUAAUUUUAUUUUUUUUAAACAAUUAUAUUGUUCAGAUCAGAAUCAGAUUGACCCCAAACAUAAGUAAUGUUACUAUUUAAAACAAAAAAACAAAAGGGAUAUUUAUUUGUUCAAUAACAUAUAUAGAACAUAUACAGCUCUAUUUUUUUUCAUUAUUUUGUGUAAAUUAAGAAAUAAUAUGGUUAUUUCUGUAUUUAGUUGCUUUUCUGAAAUGCACAUUCCUACUUCAGAAAAUGUAAGAGUUAAUGAUACUCUUAUUUCUAUUCUUUUAUCAGUUCAAUAAGCUCAGGAUAAAUGGAAAGGAACAUUUAAGCAGGAAAAAAGGUUUAUUUCAUAAUUAUUAUUAUCAUUUUCACACUUUAAUCAUUGGGGUAACUGUGACCCCAAACAAUGAGGAAGUGAAGCAAAUCUCAACAGAACAUAAGGGUUAAAAUAUCAUGCAAAUGCUUUAGACCAACUGGAAUAGCAACAGUCUGAUUUUUGCUUAUUCGGACUAACAGACCUAGAUAAUGCGAUUGGAGCUCAACUUCAUUCAUCAUGCAUCCACCUUAAUCGGACCAUAACUGGCCUCGGUGUUGUGCUCAUGUUAAUUAUCUCCCCUCUUUAAAUGCCUAUAAUGAUGUGUUACUGAAGUGGGAAAAACUUGUCUACACUGAAUUUUCUGAUGUCUGGACUCUAUCUGCAGGGGUUUAUGAUUUAAAAUAGUGUGUGUGUGUGUGUGUGUGUAUAUAUAUAUAUAUAUAUAUAUAUAUAUAUAUAUAUAUAUAUAUAUAUAUAUAUAUAUAUAUAUAUAUAUAUAUGUAUGUAUGUGUUAGUGGUAAUGGGUACUUUCAAUGAGUAGUUACAUUUCACGUUGACCGCAAAUGUCAUGUCCGUAACACUGGAAUUGCUCAGAAGUAACUGGAGAGCUCAAAUAUUUAAUUAAGCAUUCUGUCAUGAGUUUUUUGACUGACAGAUGAGGACUUGAGCUCGACUACGCAAAAACCUGCUGUGCCUUGAUUGUAACUGCACAUAUAAAUGUUUUUCGUAUCCCAGCCUUCCAUAUUGAGACAACUAUACUGUAAUAAACUACUGGUUGGUUAACUUCCUGAAUUAUUUAAA